UUCGUGUCUUUAUUUUCGAUUACUUCCCUUAGUUUCGCUCUUCAAAUUGUCCUUCACUGCUGCCGGAGAGCGAAACAUUUACAAUGGGCCUGGUACGGCAUUCUCUUCGAAAAGGCCUUUUGGGCCACCAAGCCCACUCCAGGUUUUUUCAUGGUACAAGUGCAGCUGCAGCCAAGAAGGUUGCUAUGAGCAAGUUCGACAAGGAAACUUACAUAGACUAUGAUAAAUAUGAACACAACAUACAAAUGGUUAGACAAAAAUUGAAUCGUCCUUUGACUUUAUCAGAGAAGAUUUUGUAUGGACACAUAGAUGACCCCAAAACGCAGGGCAUUGAACGAGGAGUGAGCUAUCUCAAACUACGACCAGAUAGGGUUGCCAUGCAGGAUGCCACAGCUCAGAUGGCCAUGUUGCAGUUCAUCUCCAGUGGAUUGCCGAGAGUUGCAGUCCCUUCGACUAUUCACUGUGAUCACUUGAUAGAGGCACAGAUUGGAGGUGCAGAUGAUUUAAAGAGAGCCAAGGACUUGAACAAAGAAGUUUAUGAAUUCUUGUCUGCAGCAGGAGCCAAAUACGGAGUGGGAUUCUGGAAACCAGGAAGUGGCAUAAUCCAUCAGAUUAUUUUGGAAAACUAUGCUUUCCCUGGAGCCCUAGUCAUUGGAACUGAUAGUCACACACCGAAUGGAGGUGGCUUGGGUGGUCUAUGUAUCGGAGUCGGUGGGGCUGAUGCAGUAGAUGUCAUGGCUGGACUGCCAUGGGAACUCAAGUGUCCAAAGGUUAUUGGUGUAAAACUGACUGGGAAGCUGAAUGGGUGGACCUCUCCUAAAGAUGUGAUCCUGAAAGUUGCAGGAAUUCUGACAGUGAAGGGAGGAACUGGAGCCAUAGUGGAAUACCAUGGCCCAGGGGUAGACUCCAUCUCAUGCACAGGAAUGGGGACCAUUUGCAACAUGGGUGCUGAAAUUGGAGCAACCACUUCCUGCUUCCCAUAUAAUGGCAGAAUGGAGGACUAUUUAAGAGCUACCAACAGGGGAGAGUUGGCAGACUUGGCAAAUAACUACAAGGGAUUCUUGUCACCAGAUAAAGACUGCUUUUAUGAUCAGCUGAUAGAAAUUGAUUUAAACAAGUUGGAACCUCAUGUCAAUGGACCUUUCACUCCUGAUUUGGCUCAUCCCAUCUCAAAACUUGGUCAGACUGCCAAGGAAAAUAACUGGCCAUUGGAUAUCAAAGUUGGAUUAAUUGGGAGUUGUACUAACAGUAGUUAUGAGGAUAUGAGUCGAUCUGCCAGCAUAGCUCGCCAGGCGCUCAACAAAGGAAUCAAGUCCAAGAGCCACUUUACCAUUACACCAGGGUCUGAACAAAUCAGGUCCACUAUAGAGAGGGAUGGACAGGCAGAAACACUUAGACAGAUUGGAGGACUUGUGUUAGCUAAUGCUUGUGGUCCAUGUAUUGGCCAGUGGGACAGAAAAGAUGUGAAAAAAGGAGAGAAAAACACUAUAGUUACUUCAUAUAACAGAAACUUCACAGGCCGCAAUGAUGCCAAUCCAGCUACUCAUGCUUUUGUUACCUCCCCAGAAUUAGUAACCGCCAUGUCCAUUGCAGGAACUCUAAACUUCAACCCAGAAACAGACAGCCUCACAGCUGCUGAUGGUACCAAAUUUAAGCUUGAAACUCCCUAUGGUGAUGAGUUGCCCACGAAAGGCUUUGACCCUGGUCAGGAUACUUACCAGGCUCCUCCACCAGAUGGCUCCAGCGUAUCUGUAAAUGUUGACCCCAAGAGCACAAGACUACAACUUCUAACACCCUUCUCUAAAUGGGAUGGGAAAGACGUGGAAAAUAUGCCAAUUCUUAUAAAGGUUAAAGGAAAAUGUACAACAGACCAUAUCAGUAUGGCUGGUUAUUGGCUGAAAUUCAGAGGCCAUCUUGACAACAUUUCAAACAACCUCUUAAUUGGGGCUACAAAUAUUGAGAAUGAUGAAGCAAAUAAUGUUAAAAAUCAAUUGACUGGUCAAUAUGGAGCAGUACCUGAAGUUGCCAGACAAUACAAAGCCAGUAAUGUCCCUUGGUGUGUGAUUGGAGAUGAGAACUAUGGAGAGGGAAGCAGCAGAGAGCAUGCUGCCCUUGAGCCCAGACAUUUAGGAGGAAGAGCCAUCAUUGUCAAAAGCUUUGCUAGGAUACAUGAAACCAAUUUAAAGAAGCAAGGAAUGCUACCCCUUACAUUCGCCAAUCCUGCAGACUAUGACAAGAUCCAGCCUUCAGACCGAAUCUCUCUGUUAGGAUUGAAGGACCUUAGUCCAGGAAAGCCGGUACAAUGCAAGAUAAGCCAUGCUGAUGGAUCCUCCGAGAUGGUUGAACUGAACCACUCCAUGAAUGAGGGACAAAUUGAAUGGUUCGUAGCUGGAAGCGCUCUUAACAGGAUGGGAGAACUAAGAGCCAGUCAAUAAUUUUUCUGUGAUUUUGAUGUAUUCAUGAAAUGUGUAAGCAGCUGACAUUUUUGUUUUAAUGUGAUAUUGCACAAACAUAAAUUAAAUGCAUUUCUGUCUUGAAAUUAGACAGAUGUGUUUGUAAUGUGUAUUUAUAGUUAAAUUUUAAAAAAAAGAUUGUUGUUGUUGAUUUUGAGGGUUAGUAUGGUGAGUAAAACACAAAAAUCUAAAAGAAUCUCUCUUCUCUACAUUUCUGAUACUACAAACAUGUCUUGCAAUUUUUCUGAAAUUGAAAUGACAUUAAAAGUCCACAAAGUGACAUUGUAUACUAAUUUCUGAGACUGAGUUGUAAUAUUUAUUGAUGAACAUCAGAGAUAUACCAAAAUAAAUACAUGUAAAAAGUA
Molecule: messenger RNA, 2818 nt
Organism: Ostrea edulis (European flat oyster)
Lineage: Eukaryota; Metazoa; Mollusca; Bivalvia; Ostreida; Ostreidae
Product: aconitate hydratase, mitochondrial-like
Exons: 21
Coding region: 84-2435 (783 amino acids)
Biological process (GO): tricarboxylic acid cycle
Cellular component (GO): cytosol; mitochondrion
Molecular function (GO): aconitate hydratase activity; 4 iron, 4 sulfur cluster binding
Source: RefSeq, a predicted model, not a curated record